Molecule: messenger RNA, 384 nt
Organism: Histoplasma capsulatum G186AR
Lineage: Eukaryota; Fungi; Ascomycota; Eurotiomycetes; Onygenales; Ajellomycetaceae
Exons: 3
Coding region: 1-384 (127 amino acids)
Source: RefSeq, a predicted model, not a curated record
AUGGGAACAAAAGUCGUCAGACCAUUCAUUGCAACUGCAUCUGCUCUCGGGAAUCAGGUAACGUUAAUGUUGAAUACAAACUCCUUGAAAGGGAACGGAUCCUUUUUAUCUAGGUCCGGUCGUCGUAGUUCUCGUCGUUCGAGCCGUCUCGGGGCGUUCUGCUGCCGGCUGGCGAGGACGUGGUUGGUGGUAGCAAGGCCUGCGAAGACGAAGAGAUGGCCUGCUGCCGCCUCUCCCGUCCCCGCUCGUGCCUCUGUUUCUCCUGUCCCCUCCAAUCCUCCCCCUCCUUCGACCGCCGGUUCCUCCCGCUCCCCCGUGGGCCCCCCCACGCCAGUUCGUAUGUGGUUCCCACACUAUGCUGUAACUGGUGGUCGCAGUCUAUAG